Daktulosphaira vitifoliae (grape phylloxera) is the source of this 1598-nucleotide messenger RNA. Its product is annotated as cuticle protein 19.8-like. The transcript is spliced from 3 exons. Bases 201 to 1010 code for a protein of 269 amino acids. Gene Ontology annotation, cellular component: extracellular matrix. Lineage: Eukaryota; Metazoa; Arthropoda; Insecta; Hemiptera; Phylloxeridae. The record is from RefSeq and is a predicted model, not a curated record.
UCCAAAGCAUUUUAUAACGUCCAGUUCAACUAGUGCAGCGCUCAGUGUUUUCGUAUUCAUUAUUCUAAUAAUUUGACCGAAGUAGUAAGAAUAAUAUUUAAAAAAAUAAGUGUCUAUAAUACCACACAUUUAAAUAAUUAAAAAAAAAAAAUCAAUUUCGUUCUAUUUUCAGUCGAUACGGUACUUGAUAUCCAACAGAGAUGACAAUGCUGCGACCGGUGGUCAUCGUACCGUAUCUACUCGUGUUCUUGUUGUCUGUCUCCGUACGUGCGGCACACGAUUCAAGCGACGCCGACGACGACCAUCAUUAUAGCGUGCCUAGCUACCAUUUCAAUUAUGGUGUCAAGGAUAUGCACACGGGUGAUCUGAAGAGCCAAUGGGAGCGCAGGGAGGGUGAUGUUGUCAAGGGAUCCUACAGCUUGAUGGAACCAGACGGGUCAAUUAGAACUGUAGACUACACGGCCGACAGUCGCAACGGAUUCAAUGCGGUCGUAACCAAAAGUGGCCACAACGUCCAUCCAGUGAAAAAGUACGCACCGGUACAAAAACCGGCGGCGUUCAAACCGUCAGCACCGUCCAAGUACCCGCCGCCGUUGAAUCGCUACUACGCGCAACCGACUGCACACCAAAAGGCCGCCGCUUCCGUUGAUUACAUAGCUUAUCUCAACAACGGUUUGAGAGCUGUGUCAUACGAAUCGCCUAAAUAUUACGCAACCGCCCCACCUGCCGCGCCCAGUCCACAAUACUAUUCCGCGCCCAGUCCACAAUACUAUUCCGCGCCCAAACACUACUACGACUCUAUUGACGCGUCGGCCUUUGAACCACUCCUUCCGUCGCCCUCGUCGACGGUGUCGUCUGUCGUUGCCAAGUCCGGACCCGUCUUGUUCCCAGCCGACAACUCGACAACUACUGUCCCAUCGCCAAAACUGGCGUCCGCACCGACGCCCAUCACUUUGCUCAAAUAUGUACCAGAAGACAACGGACAGCUGUACAACGACUACUACACGUAAAAUAAACGUCGACCAUUUUUUAUUUCACUUCAUUUAACUAUCGUGUUUGCUGUAUACAAUUUUAAAUAGUCUCGCGGGGAAACACCGUACUCGUCCAAUAUUUAGUUACAAUUUUUCAAGUAUUCAAAAUAAAAAUUUUCAAUGUAUUCAUUGCCAAUGCGUCGCGAUGUCAUUAUUAGUAGUAUGUGGAUGCCCAAAAAUUCGAUAAGUUAUUUUUAGUUUUCCAUAUUAUGUUUUUUUAAGAAAUUUAUAUUCAAAUCAAAGUGUGAAAUUAGUAAAACUUUAUCAACUAUUCGCUUAAAGAAAUCAAAUGUUAUUCCUCAAUACUAUAAACGCGUUGGGGUUUGCCAAAAAAAAAAUAUCCAGGAAACUAAACGACUCUUUUACUUGAAUGUAUUAUGUCAAUAGAUUAAGUAAAUUAAAAAUACUCGUAAGUGUAUUAGAUUUAAGGCGUAACGAAGUGCAAUAUUUUUGUUAUAGUUAUUAUUUUACUUAGAUAUUUAAUAUUAUUAUUUUUCUACCUAUUUAUAUGACAUUUUUUUGUAUUUUUUUAAAUUUAAAGUGUAAUUAAACAUUUUAUUUUUUAAC